GGCACACUGCAUCUUGGGCCAACGUUUCACAUACUCAAGAUGGCUUCUCGCAAGAUAUUCGGACACAGAGAUGGAUUCUCCCAAGACUCACUUAUGGCCCUCAACGACUACACUGGCAACAAUCCGCUGUUCACGGGAGGUGUGCUCCUCUACCUUCUCAAUAAAGCACAGGCGCCUCUCUCAAGGGACCUGCUGAGCUGGUUCCGGAUUCGUGAAAACAGGACUUGGCCCAUCUCCAUUGCUAGCGUCUUCUUUGGCUUGUCCAUCUUGAAACAGGCGAGCGACUGGCUCUCGUGGAAGGCACGCAACAAUGGCGUGACUGAUCAAUACGACUGGACGCGGGAAGUGGUUGUGAUUACAGGCGCAUCUUCUGGUAUCGGUGCUCGCGUAGCAGAAAUGCUGUGUGCCAAAGGCUGCAAAGUGGCCGGCUUGGAUAUCCAACAGCCACUGAAAACACCACCCGCCAAUAUGAAGUUUUACGUGGCAGAUGUAACUUCACGCGAGUCUUUAAAGAAGGCCCAUGUUCAGAUCCAGAAGGACCUUGGAGCAGUCACAGUUCUCUGCAAUAAUGCAGGAAUAGGAAAUGGUGCUCCGAUCCUCGAGCAUACCGACAAUCUGAUCAACAAGGUCAUGGCCAUCAACUGUGUGAGUCAUUACUACACAGUCCAAGAAUUUAUGCCUGGAAUGGUGGAACGCAAUCACGGUCACAUUAUCACUAUUGCAAGCAUGGCCUCUUUGGUUUCACCUGUUGGUUUAUCCUCAUACGGCAUGUCCAAGGCCGCAGCCAUGGCAUUCCACGAGUCACUCACAAUGGAAGUCAAGUACGUUCACAACACGCCCAAAAUCCGCACAUCCAUCAUUCACCCGCUGUGGACAAAGACGCCACUCAUCGAAGGACACAUGAAUGAGAAGAACAAAGGACCCAAGGUGAUGCACGUUGACACAGUAGCUGAGGCCAUUGCCAAUGUCAUCCUCUCCGGAGAAUCGCACACUGUGAUGCUACCCCGGUCAGUCACAAUCGGUGCAGCGCUGAGGGGUAUGCCAGACUGGUUUAAGCUCGGCGUUCACUCCGCCACUGCGGCAGAGGUAUCUCGCUUCGACACGGAAGGUGCCAUGGCCGCGUCUGGACCACGUCUUCACAUGUAG
Messenger RNA from Protomyces lactucae-debilis, 1146 nucleotides. RefSeq lists its product as uncharacterized. The record is from RefSeq and is a predicted model, not a curated record. Lineage: Eukaryota; Fungi; Ascomycota; Taphrinomycetes; Taphrinales; Protomycetaceae. Gene Ontology annotation, molecular function: oxidoreductase activity, acting on the CH-OH group of donors, NAD or NADP as acceptor. Bases 40 to 1146 code for a protein of 368 amino acids. The transcript has a single exon.